Molecule: messenger RNA, 999 nt
Organism: Aspergillus glaucus CBS 516.65
Lineage: Eukaryota; Fungi; Ascomycota; Eurotiomycetes; Eurotiales; Aspergillaceae
Exons: 1
Coding region: 1-999 (332 amino acids)
Source: RefSeq, a predicted model, not a curated record
AUGCCCCAGAAAUACCAAGACAAACACACUAAGAAAAUUCAAAAAGAACGCAUAGAAAACGUCCCCCGAAAACACCCUCCCCAACGUCCACGCGCGCUAACAUACCCCCUCCCACCACCGCCACUACCACAAAAACCAACUUCACCACUUUCAGCAUUCCUCAACCUAUUCAAAGAAAGCCAAAAAACACACAACCAGACCCAAUCCCUUUUCGCACGUUUGCCCUAUGAAAUCCGCGAGAUCAUCUGGCUCGAAGUCUUAAGUGGGCAUGUACUGCAUAUCGUGCGUGCGCGAAAGAAACUCGUUGCCAUUGCAUGUCCCGAGGGCCCCAACAAUGAUGAUUAUGGUGAUUAUUAUGAUGAUGAUGAUGAUGUUGUUGUUAAUCACAAUCCCAGCAACUGCUGGAAUACCGCAAGCGGGCAUAAUCUCUUCCAGUUGAGGAAGGCGAGGCGCUGCAGAGAUCGCUUGUACUACAGGCCUCUUCAAACAUCUCAUUCAAGCAAGGCGAUGAACCUUCUUCCGCUGCUGCGGACGUGUCGGUUGAUAUAUACAGAGACACUUCCUUUUUUGUAUGGGAAGAACGUGUUUGAUAUCAAUCAUCUUGAUACACUUCUAUAUAUGAAGUUGUCCGUUUCACGGCAGCGGUUGAAUCAAAUCCGCUACCUGAGAUUUACAUGGGAUUUCAAGAAUUAUACCGGCUAUCAGUCCCCAGCCCCAUAUGACUUGGGGACAUGGCAAGAAGCUUGUAAAAUGCUUAGGGGGCUUGAGGGGUUGCAGGAGGUUACAGUAUAUUUGUAUGGGUUUAUUUUCACUGCUAAGCCAUCGCAACAGGGCUGGUGGGGACCAGCGCUGGAUGAACUGCAGAGUGUUAGGGUGAGGAAGAUGUUUGAUGUUGUUUUGCCGUGGACGGAGGAGUGUGAGCAGGUGGAGGAGGGAAAGGGGUAUUUGUUUAGGCUUUUGGGAACGGUGGACCCGAAUGGUUAUGGAAAUUACUGGUGA